Vicia faba (fava bean) is the source of this 345-nucleotide messenger RNA. NCBI's taxonomy places the organism in Eukaryota, Viridiplantae, Streptophyta, Magnoliopsida, Fabales, Fabaceae. The record is from the annotation of a GenBank genome assembly.
AUGGCCUCCUUCGAUGAAGCUCCUCCCGGAAACCCCACCGCCGGCGACAAGAUCUUCAGAACUAAGUGCGCUCAGUGCCACACCGUCGACAAAGGCGCCGGCCACAAACAAGGACCCAAUCUGAAUGGUUUGUUUGGAAGACAAUCUGGGACAACUUCUGGAUAUUCCUAUUCCGCGGCUAACAAGAACAAGGCUGUAAACUGGGAUGAGAAGACCCUGUAUGAUUACUUGCUUAACCCCAAGAAGUACAUCCCAGGGACAAAGAUGGUGUUUCCUGGUCUUAAGAAGCCUCAGGAUCGUGCUGAUCUUAUUGCGUAUCUGAAGCAGGCCACUUCAUCAGAAUAG